Messenger RNA from Microthlaspi erraticum, 762 nucleotides. The record is from the annotation of a GenBank genome assembly. NCBI's taxonomy places the organism in Eukaryota, Viridiplantae, Streptophyta, Magnoliopsida, Brassicales, Brassicaceae.
AUGGAUAGCAUGAGUGAGGCAUUUGAUCAAAUGCAAAUGGUCAAGGAUGUUCUAGCCAACAGUGAUAAAGUUUCAGAGGUCCUACAAGAGUCUACUCAUCAGUUCAACCUGCUUACUUCACCCACCUUCCUACCAAAGGUCAAGGAUCAAGGGAAAUUCACUCUCCCUUGCACACUUGGGCAUCUUGAGAUUGACAAUGCCUUAGUGGAUUCUGGAGCAAGCAUCAAUCUGAUCUCUCUCUCCAUGGCAGAGAAGCUAGGCAUUGCUGGAGCCUUGCAGCGCCCUACUACUUCAAUCAUGUUUGGAGAUGCAACUUCUAAGUCUCCUCUUGGAGUGUUCAAGAACUAUCACUUGAAAAUUGGAGAAUGCAUCAUCCAAACUGAUCUCACUGUGAUGGAAAUGGAAGAAGAGAAGGAUUUACCUCUGUUAUUGGGAACCCCUUUCCUUAGUACAGUUGGCGCUUCAAUAGACUUUCACAAGCAAGAAGUGAUCCUUCACAAGGUGAAUAGUUUGGUGUCAUAUCGCUUGCAGCCUAGAGGUUCAGACUUUUGUGCCACAAUUGACAGUACCACUCUCAGUUCUAAGAGUCAUGGAGCUACAAAGGUUGUGAAGGAAAGGGUUGACAAAGAACCAAGAGUUGGGAAGGAUAAGGAUGAGAGAGGACCAAGGAUUGAGAAGCCACGUCUUGAGAGGGCUAGAGUUGAGAAACCACGAUCUGAUAGGCCACGAGCUGAGACUUGUUCAAGCCCCUUGUGUGCUUGA